This is a messenger RNA of Myotis lucifugus (little brown bat), 4331 nucleotides long. It is a transcript of the gene RBM25, whose product is annotated as RNA binding motif protein 25. Gene Ontology annotation, cellular component: spliceosomal complex. Gene Ontology annotation, biological process: mRNA processing; regulation of alternative mRNA splicing, via spliceosome. Gene Ontology annotation, molecular function: mRNA binding. The transcript is spliced from 19 exons. The record is from RefSeq and is a predicted model, not a curated record. NCBI's taxonomy places the organism in Eukaryota, Metazoa, Chordata, Mammalia, Chiroptera, Vespertilionidae.
GCCGCAGUGCACGCCGGGCAAAAGGAAGACCUCCAGAAGCUCCCCGCGCAGCGCGGCAGUGUUUGCGCUGCGGCCUUUGCGAGUGGUCGCCCCUGAACCAGUCUCCCGGUGAGCGGCGCGCAGAAACCUCGAACCGGUGGCGUCUCCCGUAACCAGGAGCCCAGAGGGCCACGGAGACAGUCCCCUUGUCUCGGCGGCGGGAGUCUAUCCUGAACUUAGAUCGUGUACAUUUUGGGAACUUAUUUUAGAAAAGAUCUAAAUUUUAAAAAUUCUCAAUGGACAGACAGAGAAAAGAGGGUCUUUGCCAACUCCUUUGGACAUCUGCAGUAAGAAUGUCUUUCCCCCCUCAUUUGAAUCGCCCUCCCAUGGGAAUCCCAGCACUCCCACCAGGGAUUCCACCACCACAGUUUCCUGGCUUUCCUCCACCUGUACCUCCAGGAACCCCAAUGAUUCCUGUACCAAUGAGCAUUAUGGCUCCUGCUCCAACUGUCUUAGUACCCACUGUGUCUAUGGUUGGAAAGCAUUUGGGAGCAAGAAAGGAUCAUCCAGGCUUAAAGGCAAAGGAAAAUGAUGAAAAUUGUGGUCCUACUACUACUGUUUUUGUUGGCAACAUUUCUGAGAAAGCCUCAGACAUGCUCAUAAGACAGCUCCUUGCUAAAUGUGGCUUGGUUUUAAGCUGGAAGAGAGUACAAGGUGCAUCUGGAAAACUUCAAGCCUUUGGAUUCUGUGAGUAUAAGGAGCCUGAAUCUACCCUCCGUGCACUCAGGUUAUUGCAUGACCUGCAGAUUGGAGAGAAGAAACUGCUUGUUAAAGUUGAUGCAAAGACAAAGGCACAACUGGAUGAAUGGAAAGCAAAGAAGAAAGCUUCUAAUGGGACUGCUAGGCCAGAAACUGUCACUAAUGAUGACGAAGAAGCCUUAGAUGAAGAAACUAAGAGAAGAGAUCAGAUGAUCAAAGGGGCCAUUGAAAUUUUAAUACGCGAAUACUCCAGUGAGCUCAAUGCCCCUUCACAAGAAUCUGACUCUCACCCCAGGAAGAAGAAGAAGGAAAAGAAGGAGGACAUUUUCCGCAGAUUUCCAGUGGCACCUCUGAUCCCGUAUCCACUCAUCACUAAGGAAGAUAUAAAUGCUAUAGAAAUGGAAGAAGACAAAAGAGACCUGAUAUCCCGAGAGAUCAGCAAAUUCAGAGAUACACACAAGAAACUGGAAGAAGAGAAAGGCAAAAAAGAAAAAGAAAGACAGGAAAUUGAGAAAGAACGGAGAGAAAGAGAGAGGGAGCGUGAAAGGGAACGAGAAAGGCGAGAACGAGAACGAGAAAGGGAAAGAGAACGUGAACGAGAAAAGGAGAAGGAACGGGAGCGGGAACGAGAACGGGAUAGGGAUCGUGACCGGACAAAGGAGAGAGAUCGGGAUCGUGAUCGAGAGAGAGAUCGUGACCGCGAUCGGGAAAGGAGUUCAGAUCGGAAUAAGGAUCGGAGUCGAUCAAGAGAAAAGAGCAGAGAUCGUGAAAGGGAGCGGGAGCGGGAAAGAGAGAGAGAGAGAGAACGUGAAAGAGAAAGAGAGCGUGAACGAGAAAGAGAGCGUGAAAGGGAACGGGAGCGAGAAAGAGAAAAAGACAAGAAAAGGGAUCGAGAAGAGGAUGAAGAAGAUGCAUAUGAACGAAGAAAACUUGAAAGAAAACUCCGGGAGAAAGAAGCUGCUUAUCAAGAGCGCCUUAAGAAUUGGGAAAUCAGAGAACGGAAGAAAACCCGGGAGUAUGAGAAAGAGGCUGAAAGAGAAGAGGAAAGGAGAAGAGAAAUGGUAAUAAUCUAGGUUAAAAAUAAGUGAUUUUUAGAUAUAAAUGAGGUCAAAUCGUUCUCAGCAUAAUAUUAUUUAGGAAGUGCUCUUCAGAAAAGAUUGCGUGACAGGGAAAAGGAAAUGGAAGCAGAUGAACGGGAUAGGAAAAGAGAGAAGGAAGAGCUAGAGGAAAUCAGGCAGCGACUUCUGGCAGAAGGGCAUCCGGAUCCGGAUGCAGAGCUUCAGAGGAUGGAACAAGAGGCUGAGAGGCGCAGACAACCACAAAUAAAGCAAGAACCAGAAUCAGAGGAAGAGGAAGAAGAAAAGCAAGAAAAAGAAGAAAAACGAGAGGAACCCGUGGAAGAGGAAGAAGAGCCAGAGCAGAAGCCCUGUCUUAAACCAACUCUGAGGCCCAUCAGUUCUGCCCCAUCUGUUUCCUCUGCCAGUGGCAAUGCAACCCCCAACACUCCUGGGGAUGAGUCUCCCUGUGGUAUUAUUAUUCCUCAUGAAAAUUCGCCAGAUCAACAACAACCUGAGGAGCAUAGGCCAAAAAUAGGACUGAGUCUUAAACUGGGUGCUUCCAAUAGUCCUGGUCAACCUAAUUCUGUGAAGAGAAAGAAACUCCCUGUAGAUAGUGUCUUUAACAAAUUUGAGGAUGAAGACAGUGAUGAUGUACCCCGAAAAAGGAAACUGGUUCCCUUGGAUUAUGGUGAAGAUGAUAAAAAUGCUGCCAAAGGCACCGUAAACACUGAAGAAAAGCGCAAACACAUUAAGAGUCUCAUUGAGAAAAUCCCUACAGCCAAACCUGAGCUUUUUGCUUAUCCCCUGGAUUGGUCUAUUGUGGACUCUAUAUUGAUGGAACGACGAAUUAGACCUUGGAUUAAUAAGAAAAUUAUAGAAUACAUAGGUGAAGAAGAAGCUACAUUAGUUGAUUUUGUUUGUUCUAAGGUUAUGGCUCAUAGUUCACCUCAGAGCAUUUUAGAUGAUGUUGCCAUGGUACUUGAUGAAGAAGCAGAAGUUUUUAUAGUCAAAAUGUGGAGAUUAUUGAUAUAUGAAACAGAAGCCAAGAAAAUUGGUCUUGUGAAGUAAAACUCUGUACAUUGAGAGUUCCAUUUCAGAUAUCAUCUUUCCCAUCCUUCAAAGGACUUUGAAAAAUUUUUUUGUCUUCAAAGACAUUUGUGAGAUCUGUAAUUUUUUUUAAAUGUAGAAAAUGUGAAUUUUUUUUUUUUGUCCUCCAAUUUGUUGAUUCCCUGUGUACUCCCUUGGUUGUAAAGACAUCUGAAUCCUACCUUGGUUCUCUUUAUACUCACCAGGUACAAAUUACUGGUAUGUUUUAUAAGCCACAGCUACUGUACACAGCCUAUCUGAUAUAAUCUUGUUCUGCUGAUUUGUUCCUUGUAAAUAUUAAAAUGACUCCCCGAUUCUUUUGCAGAAUUGCACUUAAUAUUGAACUGUACUGUACAGGAACCAACAUGAACAAUUUUAAUAGAAAGAAUACCAGCCCACAUCUAUUACCCAUACCCCCUUGAUCAGAAUUGGCAGGCUUUCAUGAAGGCAUGAAAUUUAAAAUUAGAGUGUGAAAAUUAGGAGACCAUCCAUUCCUACUGUAUCUCUGUAUAAAUGUGUUUGUGUGAAUGUAUAUAUAAAAGUAUUUUCCCUAAUUUGCUUUGGAGGGCUCCCUUGAACAUUUUCUAAUUGAAAAAUAUAAUUGUAAAGGAAACAUGGUAUUGUGCCAAUCCAAAUGUCUGGGAUAAUUAGGUUAAUAGUCUCCCAGAGCAUGUUAUUCUCUUACGGCAAGAAACAGUCUGUUGAACAGAAUGGGGUUUUCCUGUUGAUAGCUGGCUGCUUCAGCCCUUCUUUUAUGGGAGUGUGAAUCAGUGGUUCCCCUCUCCCUCCCCAAUCUCAUUGUUCAGAAAUGAGGCAGAUCCUUAGAUUGCACUGAUUGGUCCUUAGUUUAAUUUUGGUGUGCCCCUUUGCUUAAAAAAAAAUUAAAAGCAUAAAUGAAAAAUACUUUUUAAAAACAAAAGAUAAAAUUAGGCAAUUUUACAGACUAGGAAAGUUUGACAAAAUACAAUAGAAUUUCAGCAUGGCAUUUUAUAAGUUUACAUCUUAUUUUUAAGGAUAAAGUACAUCAUUUAAGGCAGUUACCACUAAUUUUUUGUUUUGUAAAGGCUUUAUAGUUUGUGUGUGUGUAAGCACACACCUUGUUUACCUCUGCUCAUCAAAGUUUAAAAAUACAUUGAUGGUGUUGGAGACACACAUGGGGCUUUCUUUAUUGUACAUCAGAACUUCACCAGGGAGCAAAAUUACUCGAAAAUAUAACAAGUUUUAAACAGUUCUAAAUAUAAAGUAGGUGCAGCUAUUUCAUGUCUAAGUAUUUAUUUAAAGAUGAAGAUUGGGAAUAGGAAGAUAAAGCCUAACUGAGCUUGAGUUACUAGAUUUUUUUUUUUUUUUUUUACAUCUUAAGAGGACAUUUGAAAACACUGUUCUUAACAUUGAACCAUGACAUGGUUCCCUUAUGUAAAUAUUUCAGAUAUUAAAAAUGUAUAUAUUUGA